GGGGGAUGAGGGAGUCUCUAUGGGUGAGGAACAUUAAGAAAUUAAUCAAUCAAUAAAUGAAGAUCCUGUGUUUAUCUUUUCAUUUAGUGGAAUAGAAGAUGAACUCAACUGAAUUCAGUGAAGAUGUAGAAGAAGUUGUGAAAAAUAGCAUUGUGAAGAUAGAGGGAGACCAUGCUGCCCUGGACUGCUCCCGGAAUUCCAGGGGCCCUGAGAAGCACCCCUUGGACAGCGUCCUCACUGCUCUUCAGGAGUCCAGCAAGAGGAAGCAGCUGGUCAUCGACGGCCAACCGGACUCUGUCCCCAGUGUGAAGAGGAGACGGUUGAUACCUGAGGCCCUCCUGGCAGGCAUGCGCAACCGUGAGAACAGCUCACCCUGCCAGGGAAACGGAGAGCCAGCCAACAGGGGCAGGAGCGGGAGCUGUGUGUGGUCUACUGAAGAAGAGCCUUCCAGUGAGGCCACCCCUUCCUACAAGAAGCCUCUGUAUGGCAUCUCCCACAAGAUCAUGGAGAAGAAGAACCCUCCUUCUGGAGACCUGCUCAGCCCCUACGAGCUCUUUGAGAAGGCAAACUCCAGUACCAGCCCCUCUCCUCUGCGCCUGCUGAAUGAGUCUCAGAAACGGGAAUGUGGUGCUGGGGUGGCCACUGAUGGGGAGCCCAAUAUCUGCUUCCUGAUCCAGAGGAUGCUGUAUAUGCUCAACACGCUCACAUCUAACAUGUCCCAGCUUCAUAGCAAGGUGGACCUGCUCUCCCUGGAGGUGAACCGCAUCAAGAAGCAGGUGAGCCCUUCUGAGCUGGUGGCUAAGUUCCAGCCGCCCCCUGAAUACCUGCUCACUUCUGCCGAGCUGAAGCAGAUCGUGGAGCAGAGCCUGUCCUGCAGCGACCUAGCCUGUCGCCUGCUUGUGCAGCUAUUCCCAGAGCUCUUCAACAACGUGGAUUUCUCCCGUGGCUGCAGUGCCUGCGGCUUUGCCGCCAAGCGGAAGUUAGAGUCGUUGCACCUGCAGCUCAUCCGCAACUAUGUGGAGGUGUAUUACCCCUCUGUGAAGGACACAGCUGUGUGGCAGGCAGAGUGUUUGCCACAGUUGAAUGACUUCUUCAGUCGCUUCUGGGCCCAGCGGGAAAUGGAAGAUAGCCAGCCAGGUGGCCAGGUCACCAACUUCUUUGAAGCAGACCACGUGGAUGCCGGCCACUUUCUGGACAGCAAGGACCAAGAAGAAGCUCUGUCUCUGGACCGCAGCAGCACCAUCGCCUCGGACCAUGUGGUGGACACACAGGACCUCACCGAGUUCCUAGACGAAGCCUUCUCCCCAGGUGAGUUUGCUGUGUUCCUCCUGCACCGGCUCUUUCCGGAGCUGUUUGACCACCGGAAGCUGGGUGAGCAGUACAGCUGCUAUGGCGACAGUGGAAAGCAAGAGCUGGAUCCCCAGAGGCUGCAGAUCAUCCGCAACUACACAGAGAUCUACUUUCCAGAUAUGCAGGAGGAGGAGGCCUGGCUGCAGCAGUGUGCCCAGCGCAUCAACGAUGAGCUGGAGGGCCUGGGGCUGGAGGGGGCCAGCGAGGGUGAGGCCCCGCGGGAUGACUGCUACGACUCCUCCAGCUUGCCAGAUGACAUCUCAGUGGUCAAGGUAGAGGAUAACUUCGAGGGCGAGCGGCCUGGCCGGCGCUCCAAGAAGAUUUGGCUGGUGCCCAUUGAUUUUGACAAGCUGGAGAUCCCUCAGCCUGACUUCGAGAUGCCAGGCUCAGACUGCCUGCUGAGCAAGGAGCAGCUGCGUAGCAUCUAUGAGAGCAGCCUGUCCAUUGGCAACUUUGCCUCCCGCCUGCUGGUGCACCUGUUCCCAGAGCUCUUCACCCACGAGAACCUGCGCAAGCAGUAUAACUGCAGCGGGUCCCUGGGCAAGAAACAGCUGGAUCCCGCACGCAUAAGGUUGAUCCGCCACUAUGUUCAGCUGCUCUACCCUCGAGCCAAGAACGACCGCGUGUGGACUCUGGAGUUCGUGGGCAAGCUGGACGAGCGCUGUCGACGCAGGGACACGGAGCAGCGGCGCUCCUACCAGCAGCAGCGUAAGGUCCACGUGCCUGGCCCCGAGUGCCGGGACCUAGCAAGUUAUGCAAUCAACCCCGAGAGGUUCAGAGAGGAGUUUGAGGGGCCCCCGCUGCCUCCUGAAAGGAGCAGCAAAGACUUCUGCAAAAUCCCCCUGGAUGAGCUGGUUGUCCCCUCGCCCGAUUUUCCGGUGCCUUCCCCUUACCUGCUGUCGGACAAGGAGGUACGUGAAAUCGUGCAGCAGAGCCUGUCAGUGGGCAACUUCGCUGCCCGGCUCCUGGUUAGGCUCUUCCCUGAACUCUUCACGGCUGAGAACCUUCGACUGCAGUACAACCACUCCGGGGCUUGUAACAAGAAGCAGCUGGACCCCACGCGGCUGAGGCUUAUCCGCCAUUAUGUGGAAGCUGUCUACCCCGUGGAGAAGAUGGAGGAGGUGUGGCACUAUGAAUGUAUACCCAGCAUCGAUGAGCGUUGUCGCCGCCCCAAUAGGAAAAAGUGCGAUAUCCUCAAGAAAGCCAAGAAAGUGGAGAAGUGACAGGGGCUGGGACUGCCCAGUGACUUUGGUCAUCACAGGCUGAGCAAUGGGUGCCCUUGGGACCGAGCAUCCUCUGGAGCUCAUGUAUGGUACCCACAGACAGGCACCUUAUGUCAGUGGGGAGUGGUUUCCUACGUUUGCACACGUAAACACCUACCCAGCCACAAGAAAGAAGCCUUCAAUUUGGUCUCUUGUAUUCAUGACUUUGUUCUGUGUUCCCAGGUGGCACAGCCGGAGUUUGGGAGUAGCCAAGCUGUGAAAUCAGAAUUGAUAGGGUAGGGUCCCUUUUCAGGGCUGGGAGCCCUCCCUGGCCCUCACAAUUCAAAAUACAAAUUUAGACUAGAUGUGAUGGCUGACACCUCUAGGCAGAGGUCAUUGGACCUCAGUGAGUUCAAAGCCAGUCUAGUUAGUCUACAUAAUGAAUUCCAGGCCAGCCAGGGCUAUAUAAUGAGACCCCGUCUCAAAAACAACAUAAUAUAAAUUCAGCAGCUUGUUUCUCUCCCCAUGUUUUACAUCUUCCUUUUUAAUCUUUUUGUUUGUUUAUUUUAAUUAAAAUGAAAUCCUUUUAAAGAAAAUCAUUGGGCUCUUUGGGAGCCAUUUUAUUUAGGAAAAAAAUCUUAAAAUAUUUGAGAUGAGAUACUGUAAGAUUACUUCACUUGCUGGGAUUUUUAAAGAUGAUUUUAGAUUUAUGCAUUUUUUAAAAGAAAUGCCAUAUUCAGGCAUUAUGGGUAACUGUGGCUUCAGGUGACACGGUGACUAGUUUUACUAAUCCUGUGUUUGACAUCUGAUUUUGGAAGAGUCCCCGAGGCCCCUUGGAUUCAGCAGAUGGGAUGGAACAUAAGAAAUAUAAGUAGUGUGUAGCCCCUUGAUACAAUAUAUGAGUUUCCCUUCUGCUGUGGCCCCCAGAAAGGUGACCUGUGGCUCAGCCUGUCUGCCACUGCCAUGUGGUGCUCACUGUAGACGAGAACACUGGAAGAAGACAUGAAUGUAGAUAGAUGUGGAGGCAUAGUUCACAUGGUCUUCACUUUAGCCCUGUUCCCUCUCCACACAUAGAUGCUGGGUGGGAGGGAGGCACAUUGGAGCACAAUGUGUAGGGACUUUUUGUGUGAUUUAUAGGUGGGCUUUUGGGUUCACCAAGAACUGUUUACUUUUCAUUUAUUUGUACAGAGCCCCUCUCUCCAGCCCGCAGUGUUAGCUCCUCCCAUGAGCAGCAAGGCCUUUUUACCUCUAAGAGCCCAGGGCUCUUUUGCAGGUGUUGGAAGAGCCCAGACCAUCUUAAAUGGAGCACCCUUGCCCCACCCCUCCCCACUCAGACCUUUCCCCUCAAACCUUCUAGGAAGUUCUGCCGUCCUAUCCUGGCCCACCCCUAAUGUGGAGGUGCACAUUUACCCUUCUGCACUGGGGCCAGAUGCCUAAGAAGGAAAGGAAGCAGUGUCUUCAAACUGAAUCCAUCUUAUCCUUGACCUAGAGAAUUGAUUGAGUUGCCUGGGGUAGUCAUAAAACCCUUGUGGGACAUUACAAAUGUGACAAUUACAUUAUAAAUGUGGCUCUGUCACAUGCCCACACCUGCAAACAUAUCUCCUAAAGUGAGAUGGAGCAGGGGAUGCUCCACAAACAAAGCAACCUUCUUUGUGCCCAGACAGAAGGUAAUGAGGGCAGACAGAAGACUCCCCUUUCCCCUAGCCCGGGCCUCUCCUGAAUGCCUUAGAUGAACACACUUGUGUGUGUGUGUGUGUGUGUGUGUGUGUGUGUGUGUACAUGCGCGCGCGCAUACACACACAUAUACGCACAACCCCAAAGAUGGCCUUGGUGCUCUCUUACUGCUUCCACUAGUUUGAGAGAAUUCCAUGGGAUUUUUUUCUGGUCUUGAGUAACCAAGAGGAUUCCAAGCCAUGUGAGAAUUGUCCUGCUUUCUAGAGUGCGGAAUGUGGCCCUGCAAUGUCAGAAGCACAGUCGGUUACUAGGUUUUUAGAAGUCCUGUCUGCUCACAUCAGAGAAAUGGCAGGUUCUAGGAAUGAGGCAGGACUUUUGUAACCAGAGUGUGUUAAAUUCUGGGAAACUGUAUUUUGGUUUCCUUAACACUUUUAAGUAUGUAGGGCUUCACCCCCCACCCCACCCCUCCACCCCAGUUUCAUCGUCCCUUUCAGUGAAAAGAGGCGGACACUCUGGGAGCUAUUUUCUUGUCCCUGGACUGUAUGGUCCCUCAUUUACCCAGCCAUACAGGUGGCUCCAGUGGGCACUUCUUUUCAGAAGCAAUAUAAAUAUAGAAUACUUAUUUUUUCAGAAUUAAAUAGGUUUCAUGAAAUCUGUUGGCACUGCUUUCCUUGUUCCCCAUCUAAAUUCUUCCUUCGUGUUUGGAUUUUUUGCCUUGUAUACAGAGGACUAAAGAUUAGCACAGACAUUCUGACGUUGAGUAAGGUAGUAUGUCACAGUGGGUGGUAGAGGUCUUGUUUUUCUCUGUUAGGAAGUUGUUAAAGAGUGUAUGAAGAUAGUCAUGAAUGUAUAGUGUUCGAAUCCUGCUUUUAGUUCAUGUGGCCAUGUCUGUCUGAUGACAAAUGUUUGUCAGGGAAUAAAGUGUCUAGUGUUAUUAGCACUCAGUGCCCUUCCCCUUCAGUGUUGAGCCCCCAACCUUCCUUUCCUUUUAAGGGGUGAGGGGCUCAUCUCAGCAGCAAUCAUCAACCGACCAAUGGGAUCUACUUAGUGGUCACUGGAUUUGGCCUGAUCAUACCACAGCAUGGCCGCUUGGGUUCUUGUAGAGAUAGCCUCACUUUCUACCAUUCCUCCAGAGAUUGCAUCUUGCCUGACCAGGAGGGGCCUGGAGACUCUUUAUUGGAGUCACUGGGUCAUUCUAAAGUGGGGGUGAGGGCUCAGGGCUGGUACUGCUGUGGGAAUUCCUUGCCUCUCGUAGAUCCAGCCUUAAUGUCUGACAUCCUAGCAUGAGCAGACCCUGCACAGAGUGGGUAUCAGAGUUCCUACUGUGAGGAGUAAACAAUGAGGACAGUUUUACCAAAGAGAAUGAGAUACCACGUCAUGUCUGCCUGUUACGAUUGAUUGAGUGCACCCUUAGAAAACUGAAUGUAACACAAACCCAGGACAUUUUUGGAAAUUGUAUGCUCUUUAGCAACUUUGUGUGAAUUUUUAUACAAGCACUGUUUUAUUAAUUAUAUAAAAUAUAAAAAUAGAAAAACUG
Messenger RNA from Cricetulus griseus (Chinese hamster), 5763 nucleotides. Lineage: Eukaryota; Metazoa; Chordata; Mammalia; Rodentia; Cricetidae. The record is from RefSeq and is a predicted model, not a curated record.